CACACACACAGAAGACAGAAGGAGACUCGGCUCUCCGGCAGCUGGAUGGCGAUAUGACACGCACGUGAACUCCCCACCACUACUGACCGAACCCCGUCCUCCGUGGACGCCGGUACCGCUGCCCUGGUGUCGUGACAGCUGCCCGGAACCUUUUUUUUUUUUUUUUUUGAAUGACUUCUUACCGGCACUUGCGCACCCACCCGCAACAAUGAUGGAGUCCAUUUUAGACACUUUGACAGCGGACAAACUCUACUCGUCCGGAGGCACCAACCUGUUGGACCUGGAGGAACUCAACGACGGAGAUUUCCUCACCAACGUGCCCUUCUCAGGAGACCAGAUGGACGACUUCAGCAGUGAAUUAUUCAGCAGUUUCUUUGAGGACCACCUGUUAGAGCGCCCCAUGCUGGCCGACAGGCAUUCCCUCCUACACAUGGACAUGGACAGCAGCCCAGACAUCCAAGCAGAGCACAGCUAUUCUUUGAGUGAAGACUCCGCCCCUCAGAGCCCCGCCCUGUCAGUCAAGAUGGACGAAGACUCUGAGUUUGAAUGGAACUUCAGUCAGGACCUGUCUGCCAUUUUAGUGAAACAGGAGGAGCCUGACUUGGGUCAGAGGUCAGAUCCGCAGCCUGUUGAAGGCCCAGCUUUUAUCCUAAGCCCCGCCCCUCCGCGAAAAACAUCACCAUGGAGACACACAGUGCGCAGUCCGGACGACGUCAAGCCCGUGGCAAUCAAAGACGAACCUAAAGAGAUGGGACAGUACCUCAGCCUGCCCAGUGAUGACGCCCUCCAGCUGCCACCCACCCCGCCAAGCAGUAACCACGGCGACAGUGAUGGUUCCCUACCGCCCUCUUCUCCACUCCUCCCUCUGCCUCCGUCUUCCCCGCAGCCCCAACAGAGACCAGCGGGUCGUGGCUCCUUGUCCUCCUCCUCAUCUACAGCCAUCUCGUCUUCCCCUCUCCUAACCGCACCGCACAAGCUGCAGGGUUCCGGACCCCUCAUGCUGACGGAGGAAGAAAAGCGAACUCUGGUCGCUGAGGGAUAUCCUGUACCCAACAAACUUCCUCUCACUAAGAGUGAAGAGAAGGCGCUGAAGAGAGUCAGACGGAAGAUAAAAAAUAAGAUCUCAGCUCAGGAGAGUCGGAGGAAGAAGAAAGAGUAUGUGGAAUGUCUGGAGAAAAAGGUGGAUAACUAUACGUCGGAAAAUGGUGACCUGUGGAGAAAAGUGGAAAACCUGGAGACUGCGAACAGGACCCUCCUACAGCAGCUUCAGAAACUCCAGUCGCUUAUUUCAGGGAAGGUUGUCCCACGCUCUUGUAAAAUGGCCUCAACUCAAACAGGGACGUGCCUGAUGAUGAUGGCCUUGUGUUUUGUCCUGGUUUUGGGCUCCUUCUCUCCUCGCCUCUCCUCCCUCUCCUUCAUAACUGAUGCCACAUCCUCCUCCAUACAAGCCCCUUCCCCUCCCUCGACCCAGUCAGAGGACCUAUACACCACCACUCAGGUCCGAUCCCGUAGCCUCCUCUUCUUCGAUGGAGGAUCUCCACUAGAAGAUGCACCAAAGACAUUACUAGCGGAGAGGAUAGAGUCACAAAGUAGCUUUCAGACGAGCCGCUACACAGCUGACGCUCACAGGAACAACACGAGCGGGCCCAACUUGGACCACAGAGAAACGAAACCAAAGGAGGUUUCAGAAUUCUUCUGACAGACAACCUGCAGCAUCAUUCCCGUCACAUCCCAGAAGAUACCGACUGCAAUAGCCGCCCCCUCAAACUUCAUGGCAGCCACCCCUUACACAAAGUUUACCUGCCUGUAUUUAUUAUGAUAAUGUAACUUUGAGUUGAAGUGAAUGACAUCAUAGAUCUCAUUCAUGCAAGCACGUAUGGACCUCCACUGUUUUUUUUAUUUCAACUUGUGCAUUCCACUGACACCCACCAAUUUGUUUUAAACGAGGCAUGUUGGUGUCCUACACAGGAGUGCCUUCCAUUUGCAUUUGUUCACUUGGCCUUAAAUAAAAGGCUUAGGGAGACAACCAAAUAACCCCUCAAAGGAUUAGAGCAUUUUAACAGACCAGUUCAUCUAUGUGUGAGGUCUAAAAAACUUGAAUUUAAAAAAUUACAACCAUAUUUUCAUAUUAGAGAUAUCUGACAGACGGUGGGAAACGUGACAUAUAUGUAUUUUUAUGGAGUUCAAAAAUGUAUAUAUAAUAUAUUUGCAGCAUCAAAAUCAAGCAUAUUUAAGUUAUGCAACAAAAAAAAUACAUGUACUGAUUUUAACAAUAGUUUGUAUCGUUUUGUUUUUUUAAAUAAUAUAAAAGAGACAAAAAUGGGAUCAGUUUGUAAUAUAUCGCAAGCAUAAAAAAGAGCUAAUUUGCUUUUUUGUUGCAUAAAACAAUGACAUGUUGUGUGGACCAUUGGUGGUGUGUAAUUCAGGUGCUGUUUUGUGAGCGUCAAACUGGGGGGUUAGUGUCGUUUUCCCCCGAAUUCUUUUUUAUCGCACAAAAAAUAUACUUAACAGGUCGCAGAAAAAGAAAAUUUGGUGAUGUAAAUCAGAUCGCAUUGAAAAUAUAGAACUCCUGUGAAUGUGAUAAGAGACAAUGGAAAAUAAAGUCAACCCGAUAAUCGUACAUUGCGGAUAUCACCCAGAGCCCAGUUUAACACCAGAUCAUCCUACAAAAAUGGACAGAAAACCGAAGCAAACAAAUUACAAAGAAUGUAAACCUAGUUCAUAGAUGUUAGUUUCCUUUAAUGCCAAACAAACACAUACCAAUCGUUGGUUAGAAGGCGAUCGCCGAAUGCGUCCUCACUUCCUCCCAUGUUGCUGUCUGUCGUGUCGUUUUCGUCGGUUUCGCUUGCAUACGGUUCAAACCGACACGGCUCAGUAGCUUCAGUUUCUUCUUCAAUUUCGUUUUCGCUACCUGCCUCCACACUACAACCAUCCGUUUCAAUACAUGUGUAAUCUGGUGAAUCGCUUAAGCCGCUGAAAUCCGAGUCUGAAUCCGAGCUAAUGUCGCCAUACCUUUCUGUGCUAUCCGCCAUGUUUGUUUCUGGUGGUUUCACGCAGUGACGUCACAGGAAAAUGGACGGGUGGAUACAACGACGGUUAAAAUCAGGCACCUUGAAACUGUUUUUAGGGAUAUAGCAUGAUGGGUAAAAUUAUGAAAACAAAUUCAAAAAAUAAAAUAAGCCACUAGGAACUGAUUUUUAUUGGUUUUAACCCUUCUGAAAUUGUGAUUGUUCCCCUUUAAAAUGAAAGCCACAUUGAAGUCAGGGCAAAAGUAUUCAACCCAGAUUUCCACAACCUAACUAGAUUGUGACAUUUAAGUCUAAUGUCAAAUAUUCUUGUGCGACUAAUGUAUCUUCUAUUUAUUUCUGUCUGUAGCAAGAGCAUCUCAAUUGAUGAAUUACGAAAAAAAAACCCUACUCCAGGUGGGAGAUAAUUUUCUCCACCAUUGCUUUGAUCAUCCAUCCAUUUUCUACCACUUGUCCCUCUCGAGGGUAAGAAUAAAUGUAAACAUUUCAGUGCGCUCUAAAGUCCUUUCGCCCCCAAACACCACAAUGAUUGUUGGGAUUGAAAUUUGGUUUGGUCUAGUCACAACAUGUCCUCUUGUCCCGGGUCCCUCAGCAGUGUCCAUAAAUCCGUGUACAUAAAGUAUAGAUCAUGUGCUGUUGUAAAUAUGAGCCCAAGUGGUGGUUUAGGGAGAUGGAUGGAGAGGUUGGGUCGCUUUUCCCAAAACUUGGGCAACAAUGAAGCUAAAUAUUUGAGACAGCGGGCUCACAAAUGCUUGAGGAGAAAAUCAAUCAAGCAAUCUCCACAAAAGAUUGUUGUUGUUUGGGUUUGCUGUACAGCGUCUUGCAUGUUCUACCUUAUACUCCUAUGUUAUCGUAGUCUAGUCCGUAGAGUAGAAACCAGCAAAAUAUUAAAAAUCUGCAUCAGCA
Messenger RNA from Nerophis ophidion (straightnose pipefish), 3932 nucleotides. RefSeq names its product cAMP responsive element binding protein 3-like 1 (gene creb3l1). Bases 209 to 1699 code for a protein of 496 amino acids. Gene Ontology annotation, molecular function: DNA-binding transcription factor activity, RNA polymerase II-specific; cAMP response element binding. The record is from RefSeq and is a predicted model, not a curated record. Gene Ontology annotation, biological process: regulation of transcription by RNA polymerase II. Lineage: Eukaryota; Metazoa; Chordata; Actinopteri; Syngnathiformes; Syngnathidae. The transcript is spliced from 13 exons.